Molecule: messenger RNA, 714 nt
Organism: Anopheles stephensi (Asian malaria mosquito)
Lineage: Eukaryota; Metazoa; Arthropoda; Insecta; Diptera; Culicidae
Product: serine protease 56-like
Exons: 1
Coding region: 1-714 (237 amino acids)
Biological process (GO): proteolysis
Molecular function (GO): serine-type endopeptidase activity
Source: RefSeq, a predicted model, not a curated record
AUGAAACUAGUCUGUGUGUUAGCAAUUUGUGCCGUUUUUCUGGGACUUGUAUCAACCGAACGGUCCAAACGACAGUUAGGCGCCACUGGACUGAUCGAGAAGUAUCCGUUCAUCGUUGCGAUCACCUACAACGGCAACUUUGUCGGCAACGGGGUCAUUGUGUCCGGCUGGUGGAUCCUCUCAACGGCAACCGCCUUUGCAAACCCCACACCAGCCGACGCUUACCGUGUGUAUGCCGGAUCGGCCGAUUACAUGUCCGGUUCGAGCGAGAACGUUAUUCAGCUUAUCAUCAAGCACCCCCAGUACAUAGCGCCUAGCCCGGGCAACAACAUAGCCAUGGCCCGAGUGGCAACCAUUUUCGAAGAGUCCAAACUUCUGCAGUCAGUCAACCUUGGCGUUAACGAUGUACCUUCGGCAGCCACAACGAUGGCAACGUUCGGCGGUAGACAGAAUAUGCUUGAAGUGCCAAACCGGCUCGCUUCGGACGAGGCUUGCAUCGGCACGCUGACGGACGAAGCGAACAAGCAGAUCGUGCGCGAUGGGUUGGCGUACUGUGUGACGAUCGAAAGUGCCUAUGCGGUGGGACCGGGUGAUGUGGGUGCACCGAUCAUGUCGAUGAACUUCCUGUACGGACUGUACGCGGAUGGGUUGGUAGCUACGCGCAUCGCCAUUCACAGACAAUGGAUCCAAAGUACUAUGGUUAGCAAUAAGUGA